Uloborus diversus is the source of this 2630-nucleotide messenger RNA. Its product is annotated as breast cancer anti-estrogen resistance protein 3 homolog. The transcript is spliced from 9 exons. Bases 188 to 2626 code for a protein of 812 amino acids. Gene Ontology annotation, molecular function: phosphotyrosine residue binding; guanyl-nucleotide exchange factor activity. Gene Ontology annotation, biological process: positive regulation of peptidyl-serine phosphorylation; small GTPase-mediated signal transduction. Lineage: Eukaryota; Metazoa; Arthropoda; Arachnida; Araneae; Uloboridae. The record is from RefSeq and is a predicted model, not a curated record.
CUGUUAAUGCGGUGUGUGAUGACGGAAACAUUUCACGAAGAAAAUGCUUCUUUUCCUUACUCCUCAAUUCAUGUUCAAGCUAUUCCAAGGCAAAAUUUCGAAGUUUGAGCUAUGAUAUUCCUUAUUAUUCGUCUUUGAGCAUUCGUUAUCUUGGCUAUUCAAUUUAUUAUUUGGCAAUAAAAUUGUCAUGGCAACUCCUGCUCUGCAUUUAAGUAUUGAAGCUUGGCUUGAGAAAUUGGACUUGACAAUUUAUCGAUCCUUAUUUUUGGAUUACCAUGGUGUAGAGGAUAUUUUAUGGAUGUCAGAAAGAGAUUUGAAAAAUAUUGGUAUCAAUAAUGGAGGUCACAGAGCACGUAUCAGCACCUCUUUGUCUUUUUUGAAAGAUAAAUACAAUAAAAGUUUUGGAGGCAAAGAUGGCAUGGAUAUUGAAGGAAAUAUUUUGCAGAAAACUAAUGCCAACAAAUCUUUCAACAGUAUAUCACCAGUGCAUUGCUUAAAUGUAGAGAAGCACCAUUCAGGCGUACGUAGUUGGCCAUCAAGUGGACAGGCCAGUGCUCACAGUACAAAAACUUCUAGUCCCCGAUCAAACAUUGAUGGUUAUGCUGGAACGGAUGCCACAGCAGAGGAUUUGAAGCGUGCAUUAGAGAAAGAAUUAAGCUUGGAUGGUUCGGAUUUGCGUAGUUAUGCUUGGUAUCACGGUACAAUUCUGAGGCAGAGAGCUGAAAACUUGAUGUCUCAAGACGGUGAUUUUUUAGUGAGAGACUGCAUUUCACAACCUGGUGAUUUUGUUAUAACUUGUAAAUGGGCUGGUCUUGCUCUUCAUUUCAUUAUCAAAAAAAUUAUUUUGCAGCCUGAUACAGUUUAUGAAAGGAUACAGUACUGUUUUGAAGGCUAUAGUUUUGAUAGUAUUCCAGAUUUCAUUACCUUUUAUGUGGGCAGUAAAUGCCCAUUAUCUUUGAGUUCGGGAGCCAUAAUUUCUCGUCCAAUCAAUCGUACGAUGCCUUUGUCAUAUUAUGCUUCUCGUUAUGGAAUUCAGUGCCAAAUUCAUUAUGCUGCAAAAGCUCUUGAGAAAAUUCCUCCUGUUUCUCUUAGCUGUGACAACAGUCCCAACAGACAAAGUGUUCCUGUUCGUAAAACUGAAAAGGCUCCAAAUCCUGCUAUACCAAGUGAAUUAAACAAAAAUUCUAUCCAUGCUGAAAACAUUCAAAAUAUGCUUCAAAACAAAGAAGUUAAAAACAUUAAAAAGCUUGGCCAUACUUUGACGAGAGUAGGAAGCGAUCCUAUGCUCAGUCCAAACACCGAAAGACGCAGAUUAGAAAACAGACCUAAUUCAGUUUCUUUUAGCAGUAGUAGUGAUCAGUCUUGUACUUUGAAAGAUGAAAAACCUCCACCAAAACCAAGUCGUGUGCCUUCAGUAAAAUUGGCUCAAAAGCCAAUUGUUGCAAUAAGAAAUAGGACUAUAUCAAUUGAUGAAGUCAUUGAAGAAUCACAGGAGGGUAUCCCGAUACGAGCUGCAUCUUUGGCUCAUAGGUUUCAAAGACAAAUAUCUGAAACUCGUUUUUCAUUUUUAGACAGGCCCAGUGUUUCAGAUGAUGGCAGCACUGCUUCAGACAAUCAUAUUUUUGAAGAAUUUACAGUUCCUGAAUUAAAUCCACCUUCUGCAUUUCAACCUCAGAUGUUCCAAACAGUAUUGCUGAGUGCAGAAAAUGCGCCUUUAGAAGGUUCUGUGCUGCAGAAAGUCAAAGAAAUGUUAUUAACUACUCCAUCAAAAAUAAUAGCUUAUCAUUUGACGAGGAUAGACUUGGAAAUUGCAAAAAACUUUCACGAUACGGAUCUAGGUGCUGGAGUUACAAAUGGCCUGGAACUACUACUACUUCCUCAAGGAGAGCAAUUACGAAAUGAUUUAAAAGAAAGAACCGAAUGCAUGAAGUUGUUUGUUUCUGUGAUAAUUUUAACUACACCUGUUGAAGAAGAAAGAGUUGAACUACUAAGUAAAUGGAUAGAAAUAGCAAUUGAAACGAAAACAUCAACAGGAAAUUUUUAUGGUUUUUCAUCAAUUAUGCUUGCUUUGACGCUUCCAGAAAUUGCAGAACUACACUCAACAUGGCUUGCAUUGAGACAUUCUCAUACAGAAGUGGCAUUUGUGUUUGAAACAAAAUUGAAACCUUUAUUUAAAGCCCUUGAAAACGCUACAGAUAUAGAUGUGCCAAAUAUAUGUAUUCCGUAUUUGUUAUCUCUCAUAUUCAUUCUGCAAAAGCAUGGAGAAUUGAUGACUUUUAUCGAUGUGCAACCAUUUGAUAAUGAAACAAUUAGUAAAAAUAUGCUUGAUUUUUACCUGCCUGGAGGUCAGAUAGCUGAUGACUAUGGGCUUCAAUUGCUUGCAGAUCAUUUAGAACUUGGGAGAAAUAUAAUGCAGAACUAUCAAAUGUUUAAUAAAAAUGGCCAGAUGUUUUCAAAAUCACAUAAGUACGACAAUGCGUUGCUUGAUGUGUUUCAUACGGAAUUUCAUUUACGUAUGCUUUGGGGAUACAGAGGAUGUAUUGUGGCAUGUGAUGAAAGGUACCAAAAGUUUCUGAAGGUGUUGAAUUUCUUUCAUAAUAAGUGCAAUGAAACUGCUUCAGAAUAACUAC